AUGGCAGAAUCGCUGUUGCAAUUCAGAGCAACGCCUUUGGAAUUCGGCUUGACUCUGUUGCAGAUCGAUUUACUUUGCCUCUUUGCUUUCCUUUGCCGUCUUUCGGAGGUUCACGGUCCAGGGCUAUCGCAAGAUAUCUCUACAAACUCGGUCGUCAACCAGCUUGGGAGGCCGACUUCACAUCUCAUCAUCAUCAUCAUUUACCUCAGCAUCGAUUUAUCAGUAACAAUGGUCAACUUUUCCCUUAACGUCACCGUCUUGGCUCUGGUGGCCUCAGUGGCAGCUGCCCCAGCCACAGCUGACGCUUCUUCAACCACCUUCUCCUUCGCUCGAUGGGUUGAAGAUAUUAUCGCCAAUCCGGACACAGCCCUCUCGCCCGCCGAAGCAAUCGCGGCAGCGAAUGCUACUGAGGUUGUCAGCACGGCAGGCGGUCUCCAAAAGAGAGCCAACUGUCAGCCGACAUUUCCAGAUGCGCCCGCACCCGACGCAGCAGCCUGCCUUAAUGAUCUCGCUCGCAAGGGCGCUAAUGGUCAACACUGUGCUAUGGGGACGCGUGUCUUCGAAAUUGAGAUGUGUCGAAUUGGUGGUGCGCAGAUUGUUGCCAGCAGAGGCGGUUUGGCGGCGCAAAGUGUCAAUUGCCAGGAUGUCGCUCGCACGGGCGGGUUGAUCUUUGACAGCUGCUUCCGAGCGGACAACACAGUCAAGGGCAGCGAGAUUUGCAUUACCAACAGGUUGAUGCAGAUCAAUAUCAGUGGAUUCUGAGGCUCUAGGGGAAUAUCGUAAAGUCUGGGAUGGAGAUGGUUCACAGUUGUCCAGGUGUAGGGUAUAAGGUAAGUAGCAUUGUUCGAAAAAUAAGAAAUCUUUCGCGCACACAAGAAAAGAAAAGGGAACGGAUUGCAGUGCCCCCAAAGCCUUCUCACAUUGUAAAAGAUUACCGGUAUUUUCCUCCAUUAAACUUGCAAAGUUUCUCAGAAACCCAUACUUUCCAU
Molecule: messenger RNA, 989 nt
Organism: Podospora bellae-mahoneyi
Lineage: Eukaryota; Fungi; Ascomycota; Sordariomycetes; Sordariales; Podosporaceae
Exons: 3
Coding region: 1-762 (253 amino acids)
Source: RefSeq, a predicted model, not a curated record